GUGGCGAUGCCUGGCGGAUGGGAACAAACUUGGGAUCGAGGAGAAAGGCAGGCCCAGGGCACCCUUGCGGCGGACCCAGGCACUGAGGGCCUGCGGCUGCCGGCCAGGGCAGCGGUGCGGCGGAUGCGGCAGGGACCUGCGUGAGGACUCCCUGAGCCCGCCGCGGGCCGCGAGCGAUCCUCCGCGAUGCCUCACAACUCCAUCAGAUCCGGCCACGGAGGGCUGAACCAGCUGGGAGGGGCCUUUGUGAACGGCAGACCCCUGCCGGAAGUGGUGCGGCAGCGCAUCGUGGACCUGGCCCACCAGGGCGUGAGGCCUUGCGACAUCUCCCGCCAGCUCCGCGUCAGCCAUGGCUGUGUCAGCAAGAUCCUUGGCAGUAGGUACUACGAGACUGGCAGCAUCCGGCCUGGGGUGAUAGGCGGCUCCAAGCCCAAGGUGGCCACCCCCAAGGUGGUGGAGAAGAUCGGGGACUACAAGCGACAGAACCCCACCAUGUUUGCCUGGGAGAUCCGAGAUCGGCUCCUGGCCGAGGGCGUCUGUGACAAUGACACCGUGCCCAGUGUCAGCUCCAUCAACAGAAUCAUCCGGACCAAAGUGCAGCAGCCAUUCAAUCUCCCCAUGGACAACUGCGUGGCCACCAAGUCCCUGAGCCCAGGACACUCGCUGAUCCCCAGCUCGGCUGUGACACCCCCGGAGUCACCCCAGUCCGACUCUCUGGGCUCCACAUACUCCAUCAAUGGGUUGCUGGGGAUCGCCCAGCCUGGCAGCGACAGCAAGAGGAAGAUGGAUGACAGUGACCAGGACAGCUGCCGGCUGAGCAUCGACUCCCAGAGCAGCAGCAGUGGGCCCCGCAAGCACCUCCGCACGGACGCCUUCAGCCAGCACCACCUGGAGCCGCUCGAGUGCCCCUUUGAGCGGCAGCACUACUCCGAGGCCUAUGCCUCCCCCAGCCACACCAAAGGCGAGCAGGGCCUUUACCCACUGCCUCUGCUCAACAGUGCCCUGGACGAUGGGAAGGCCACCCUGACUACUUCCAACACACCCUUGGGGCGCAGCCUCUCAACUCACCAGACUUACCCCGUGGUGACAGCAGAUCCUCACUCACCCUUCGCCAUAAAGCAGGAAAGCCCCGAGGUGUCCAGUUCUAGCUCCACCCCUUCCUCUUUAUCUAGCUCCGCCUUUUUGGACCUGCAGCAAGUCGGCUCUGGGGUCCCAGCGGGAGCCUCGGUCCCACCCUUCAAUGCCUUUCCCCACGCUGCCUCCGUGUAUGGGCAGCUCGCGGGCCAGGCCCUCCUCUCAGGGCGAGAGAUGGUGGGGCCCACACUGCCCGGAUACCCACCCCACAUCCCCACCAGCGGACAGGGCAGCUAUGCCUCUUCUGCCAUCGCAGGCAUGGUGGCAGGAAGUGAAUACUCUGGCAAUGCCUAUGGCCACACCCCCUACUCGUCCUACAGCGAGGCCUGGCGCUUCCCGAACUCCAGCUUGCUGAGUUCCCCAUAUUAUUACAGUUCCACAUCAAGGCCGAGCGCACCACCCAGCACCGCCACGGCCUUUGACCACCUGUAGUCGCCAUGGGGACAGUGGGAGCGACGGAGCAGCAGGAGGACCAGGUCUGGGACAGGCCCCAGAGAGUCACAGAAAGGAAUCUUUAUUUAUUACAUGAAAAUAACCACAAGUCCAGCCUCAUGGGUCAUACUCCCUGUGUGGCUGACUUAAUGAACCAUGAAAGACAGGAUGACUUUGGAGAAUGCCAGACUGUCCUCCAAGAUUCCUCAGUGAGUGCAGGAUUCCCAGGGAGGGACCUCCCAUCCUGAAAGACACAGAACUGGAGAAAUGUGGAGAGAAGAGGGAGCGGCAGAGUGCCUGGGAGGGAGGGCAGACUGGCCACAGUGGGCUUGGCGGCCCAGGGUGGCGCUGUGGCUCUACCAUCAACACACUCUAGUGUUCCUGGGUUGUUAGCACUUCCGUCCAGCCCACAAGUCACAGCCAGUGCAAAGGCUGUCCCCACAGUCACCCUCAGGGUCACUCCUACCAAGCCGCCUCAGAGUUGAGGCUCCUGCCGUCCACCUCCCCAACCCAGCCUGCUCUGCUCCUCCUGCAGCUCUCUCUUGGCCACCAGCUGAGGGCUGGGUCCAGUCACCCAGAAGCUCCACCCAGUGGUCAAGGGGCCUUCCCUCUGCCUGCUGCUGUGAUGCACCAGUGCACCCGGCUUCUCCUCUUGCAGCUCAUCCCAGAGAGCAGCCUCUUACAGCUGGACACAGACUUUCCAAAGGGCCCUGCUCAGAGCAGGCAGAGCUGCUGGGGACCCGGGCCAAGCCCCUCGCACCGGAGGAGGUGUGCUGCCUCCUGAGCCAGCGAUGCAGGUUCCCUCUGCACCUGCAGCUCCUGCCCCACGGCCUGACUGUAAAUACUGUAAAUGCAGCUCUGCGUGGUCCAGCUUCUUUCUGUCCACCCAGACUGUGGCCUCUCAGUGAAUUGUCUCCCUGCCAUGUUGGGCUUCUCUCCCCAAUGCUUCUUUCUUUUUUAACGACCACCACCAUUGCCACUCAACUCAAUAAAGCAUUACUCCGUUUCAGGCUCCAGGGUUGACUGGGGAGGAGGCACUGGACUAGGCUUUGUCCAGAGAAUCUCAGGUCCAGUGGACAGUGAGCACACUUUGGGGCCGGGGUGCAAAGGGCCAUCUAAAGCCCAGGAGCCUGGCUUAGUAUUCUCCCUCCGCCUUACCGUGUUUAACACCAGGCACACCACCUAACCCACGCUUUGACUUCUCCAGCUCUGGGUAAAGGGGGGCAUGAAGGAAGCACAUGGCGCAGUCCCGGGCCAGUCGCAGAUGCCCCAUAAGUGGUUGCUGUUGUUCACAGAAACCAGACAGUCGGUGGGGAGGCUGGUGACUGUGCCGGGAGUGGCCAUUCACAGAAGCAGCCCAGCAGCCCCAGGAUGUGAAGGAGGGAAGUGGGAAGACAUUUACUGGGCUGCUGUGCCAGACACAGGGUGGAGGCCUCGAAUCAGUGAAGGUGGGGUUAGCCCCAGGUUACCUGUGGAAAAGCUGACGCUCAGAAAAAAAAAUCCAAGAGGGGAGGUGGUAGGUUCAGGCCUGUAUGGCUGCCAGAGGGUUCUAGAUGCAGGGCAGCCAUGGAGAGGCAUGGGGUGGCAACGCCAAGAAGCAGGGAGCCUGUCGGGACACCGCCUUUCUAAUAAGUGUUGGAGAACAAGGGGGCACAUACUGCGGUGGCUACAGCAGUCCUGUCCCCAACACAGAGCUUGGCCCCAGGGGUGCCCUGCUGCCCAUGUGGACCCUUUCCGUGGGGGACUCUGCAACAAGCAGGACUGUGUGGCGCAUUCGACGUCUGGGCACACAGCCACUGGGGUUGUGUCAGACAGAAGAGGAGUCCUCACCCCAAUAGCCAGCAUCCGGGGACCCAGAGGCUGGGAGGGCAGAGCCUGAGAAACAGGAGAGGCCGGGGAUGCUCCCUGAGGGCAGCGUGGAUCCGCAGGUGAGGGGACGCUCCCACGGAGGAAACCGGUCCCCGUCGCUUCCCAGGGGACCUGAGAUGACAUUUGUCCUUCAAUAACAGCUUCCCUUUGGCUAUCAGCCUGGCGGUGGGACUGAACUCUAUAUACUUGAGACUCCUCAUGAUCCUGAGCUCUGGGUUCCUGAGGUCCCAAGGCAGCCCCCACCUGGUUCCUGGGUCCCUGUCCAAAAUCACUUUGAGACGCAUGGCACCCAGGGAGCCUGCCGAGCAUCAGACACUGGUGCACCUGGCUGGACCUGUCCCGCCCUUGAGUGACAAAGGGACUUGGCCUAUGCUUGUGCUGCAGGUGACUGGUUCCCUGAGGUGGCCCGUGCACCCGGGACACUGCUCAGACAGUGCUGGUGAGUGUGGUGGGGCCAAGGGCAGUGUCCACAGUCAAACUGUGGGUCCCUUUUGGGACUCAGGAAAUGCGUCAUCUGUGUGUUGAGGGAGAAAGAUGAUUUGAGGCACUGACGGGACAAGCUGAGGUGGCACGUGUGGGCACAGCAGAGAAGGGUGUGAGGAGAAGGUGUGGGGGACAGAGGAGGCUGCAGAGCUUCAGCUGGAGGCCUCUGUCUUGGGGCUGUGUGGGAAGGUGGGAAGCCUCAAGGCAGCUUCACGGGAAGGGGGCAGGUUGCCCUGGAGCCCACAGAGACCCCGUGUGGGCCAGGCAACGCCUGUACGGGGGGAGACAGAGCAGCUCGAACCCAACCUGGCCCCACCAGGUGGGGCAGAGCCCAUCUUUCUAAGGUGGGCUGGAGCUGCUGAGACCUCUGUGCUUCAGGCUGGGGACGGGGCCGCUGGGAGCCCUGCCUCCAAGGCCGGCCAGCCCUGGGCUGAGUCCAACCCUCCCUUAGCUUCUCCAAUAUUCCUGCUGUACGUUCUUACUAAAGAACAUGAAUUUCCUGCCCCUCCUUGCCAGGAACACACUCAGUGGUCGCACAACCUCAGGCAGGGGAGUUAGUUCGGCAGCCCACAGGUUGGGGGCCUGCUGAGGGCUCCCCUCUCCUACUUCCUCCCCUCACACACGCCUUUCCCACACAUCCACCUGAGUCUUCCUCACACUCUCCUGGUGUCCUUGUCCUGGAGUGGGUACAGGAAGAGGGGGCUGACCCCCAGUGGCUUGGGGGCUCCCUCCUGGCCCUCUUUCCCCACCCCACCCCCACCCAGUUAACUCCUCCUGUUCUCUGUCUCCUCUCACCCUCAGAAGUGACGACAGCCCUCCCCUUAGCCGUAGUGUCUUUCUGUCUGUAAAACUUGUCCACAUCCACCCAUUUUCCUCUCUAAUUCAUGACACUAGCCCCAUCGUGCACUUGGGGAAAUUGAGAACAAGAGAUGACCUUUUCAAGGCCAUUCUAAGGAGUUGGGACCAUAGCUGAAUCUGCACCCUCAUCUAAGGCCUCUAAGGCCUCUAAGGCCUUGUCUGGUGGUAGCCCAGCUUCUGCAGAGGCCU
This is a messenger RNA of Phyllostomus hastatus (greater spear-nosed bat), 4965 nucleotides long. RefSeq names its product paired box 8 (gene PAX8). The transcript has 12 exons. Gene Ontology annotation, molecular function: RNA polymerase II cis-regulatory region sequence-specific DNA binding; DNA-binding transcription factor activity, RNA polymerase II-specific. Lineage: Eukaryota; Metazoa; Chordata; Mammalia; Chiroptera; Phyllostomidae. The coding region runs from base 187 to 1566 and encodes 459 amino acids. The record is from RefSeq and is a predicted model, not a curated record. Gene Ontology annotation, biological process: regulation of transcription by RNA polymerase II; anatomical structure development.